Lactuca virosa is the source of this 753-nucleotide messenger RNA. NCBI's taxonomy places the organism in Eukaryota, Viridiplantae, Streptophyta, Magnoliopsida, Asterales, Asteraceae. The record is from the annotation of a GenBank genome assembly.
AUGAUCUUGCUGAAGAAAAACAAUGAGGCGAAGCAACUUCUCCUGCUUUUCUGUGUAUUGUUAUUGAAAGUGGUGACAGUCUUAGCACGGUUGACUCAUCCAAAUAUUAUUAGUCUCUUGGGAUACUCCAAUGAUAAAGAAGGCGAAUGCUUGGUUGUUUACGAGUACAUGCAAAACCAAAAUCUUGAUCACUUCUUAUUUGGAGAUGCACGAGAUGUCUCCAAGCAACGUUCAUGGGGGGCGCGACUUAAAAUAAUGAUAGGAGUAGCCUGUGGACUCGCUUACAUGCAUUCAUCAGAAAAUGAAGUCAUACACCGUGAUGUUAACACAUAUAAUAUAUUGCUAGAUCAGGAUUUUAAUGCAAAACUCGGAGGUUUUGAGUUGUCAAGAUUUGGCCCCGAAAUCCAGAAAACAUAUGUUUCUAGACAUUUUAUGGGUACGCUAGCUUAUGUGGACCCAUGGGGUAGAGGGAAUGGUCAUGCAAAGAGUGACAUCUAUAGUUUUGGAAUAAUUAUGCUGGAAAUCCUAACAGGCAAGCAUGCACUAAAUAUGAAACGAAGCACUUUUGAAUUGCUGGCCGACAAAAGUGAGCUAAAGAAGUUAAUGGAUCCACGUCUUGAACGAAAUUAUCCCGUAGAAGAGGCUUUCCAAUGCGCUGUAUUGGCGUUAAAAUGUAUAGCUAUGGAUCGUGAGGAUAGGCCUUCGAGUGAAGAAGUUUUGCGGAUCUUGGAACAAAUAUAUGUUAACAAAUAA